GCCACUGUCUUCAGGGACGAGGACAACUGCUGGGAACUUCAGAACUCUCUGGUGGGCGUGGACAGAGCUACCCCAUGGGGAUGCUGUACAGAGUCACUGGAUAAAGACAGGAAAGAUGCUCAGAACUAUUCCUGACACAAAGAGCACUGCGUCAGUGUGGCUGACACCGUGGUGAUUGCUGAGUGCCAUCUCGGUGACAUCACACAAAAAGGAUACGAAAAGAAGAGGUCAAAAUUAAUUGGAGCCUACCUUCCCCAGCCUCCGAGGGUGGAUCAAGCACUGCCUCAGGAGCGCCGGGCUCCCGUCACUCCCUCCUCCUCCUCUCGCUACCACCGCCGGCGGUCCUCAGGGUCCCGCGAUGAGCGCUAUCGGUCAGACGUUCACACAGAAGCCGUCCAGGCUGCACUUGCCAAACACAAAGAAAGGAAGAUGGCGGUGCCCAUGCCUUCAAAACGCCGGUCCCUGGUGGUGCAGACCUCUAUGGAUGCCUACACCCCUCCAGACACCUCUUCCGGCUCAGAGGACGAAGGCUCGGUGCAGGGCGACUCCCAGGGAACGCCCACCUCCAGCCAGGGCAGCAUCAACAUGGAGCACUGGAUCAGCCAGGCCAUCCAUGGCUCCACCACAUCUACCACCUCUUCCUCCUCCACACAGAGCGGGGGCAGCGGGGCCGCCCACCGGCUGGCCGAUGUCAUGGCCCAGACGCAUAUAGAAAACCAUUCUGCACCUCCUGAUGUCACCACUUACACCUCAGAACACUCGAUACAGGUGGAGAGGCCGCAGGGCUCAACCACAUCCCGGACGGCACCAAAGUAUGGCAACGCCGAGCUCAUGGAGACCGGAGAUGGAGUACCAGUAAGUAGCCGGGUAUCAGCAAAAAUUCAGCAGCUUGUCAAUACCCUCAAACGACCCAAACGGCCACCGUUACGAGAAUUCUUUGUUGAUGACUUUGAAGAAUUGUUGGAAGUUCAGCAACCAGAUCCAAACCAACCAAAGCCAGAGGGGGCACAGAUGCUGGCCACGCGUGGGGAGCAGCUGGGUGUGGUCACGAACUGGCCGCCGUCCCUUGAGGCCGCGCUGCAGCGAUGGGGAACCAUCUCCCCAAAGGCCCCCUGCCUGACCACCAUGGACACGAACGGGAAGCCACUGUACAUCCUCACUUACGGCAAACUGUGGACAAGAAGCAUGAAGGUUGCCUACAACAUUCUGCAUAAAUUAGGUACAAAGCAAGAACCCAUGGUGCGGCCUGGAGACAGGGUAGCGCUGGUGUUCCCCAACAAUGACCCGGCGGCGUUCAUGGUGGCCUUCUACGGCUGCCUGCUGGCUGAAGUCGUGCCUGUGCCCAUCGAAGUGCCACUGACGAGGAAGGACGCGGGGAGCCAGCAGAUAGGUUUCUUGCUUGGAAGCUGUGGCGUGACUGUAGCCUUGACUAGUGAUGCUUGCCAUAAAGGACUACCAAAAAGCCCGACGGGAGAGAUCCCACAGUUUAAAGGUUGGCCAAAGCUACUGUGGUUUGUCACAGAGUCAAAGCAUCUUUCUAAACCUCCACGAGACUGGUUCCCGCACAUCAAGGAUGCAAACAAUGACACUGCUUAUAUCGAGUACAAGACGUGUAAGGACGGGAGCGUGCUUGGCGUGACCGUGACAAGGAGUGCGCUGCUCACGCACUGCCAGGCCCUGACACAGGCGUGUGGCUACACAGAAGCUGAAACCAUUGUGAAUGUGCUGGAUUUCAAGAAGGACGUCGGGCUGUGGCAUGGCAUUCUCACGAGCGUCAUGAACAUGAUGCACGUCAUCAGCAUCCCCUACUCACUGAUGAAGGUGAACCCACUCUCCUGGAUCCAGAAGGUCUGCCAGUACAAAGCAAAAGUGGCUUGCGUGAAAUCAAGAGAUAUGCACUGGGCAUUAGUAGCACACAGAGACCAAAGAGAUAUCAACCUCUCCUCUCUACGAAUGUUGAUAGUGGCCGAUGGUGCAAAUCCCUGGUCGAUUUCUUCUUGCGAUGCAUUUCUCAAUGUCUUCCAGAGCAAAGGCCUGCGGCAGGAGGUCAUCUGUCCAUGCGCCAGCUCGCCCGAGGCCCUCACGGUGGCCAUCCGGAG
Molecule: messenger RNA, 2099 nt
Organism: Galeopterus variegatus (Sunda flying lemur)
Lineage: Eukaryota; Metazoa; Chordata; Mammalia; Dermoptera; Cynocephalidae
Product: disco-interacting protein 2 homolog C
Exons: 17
Source: RefSeq, a predicted model, not a curated record